Messenger RNA from Salvelinus namaycush (lake trout), 1209 nucleotides. RefSeq lists its product as uncharacterized. Lineage: Eukaryota; Metazoa; Chordata; Actinopteri; Salmoniformes; Salmonidae. Bases 1 to 1056 code for a protein of 351 amino acids. The record is from RefSeq and is a predicted model, not a curated record. Gene Ontology annotation, molecular function: protein binding. The transcript is spliced from 5 exons.
AUGGAACACUUCAAAUGUGAACAAACAAAUAUCAGGCAACAGCUGGAGGCCCUGAAUCAGAUGCUGACAAGCUCUAAGAAUGAGACUACAACAGAAAUAGGCAGCACUUCUCUUGUUUACCCCCCAAACCAUGGAGAGGAGGACAUUGUGCGGUCAUCAGAGGAAGAAGACUCCACGCGACCCUUUGAUCCCUGCUUCCGCUACACCGUCCUGGACCAGCCCUGGAGGGCCACUAACACCAGCAUCAAGAACAAGAUGUGUGACUGCAACGUCAAGUGGCGAGGCUGGUACCGCCUGUUCUACAAGGGCAACAGUCUGCAGAUGCCCGAGAGGUGUGUGCCCAUGAACAAGUGUGGCACCCACGCCCCCCUGUGGCUGGCCGGGCCUCACCCGAAGAGGAGGGAAGGGAUCGUCACCCGCAAGGUCUGCGGCCACUGGAACAAGAACUGCUGCGCUUUCAAGUCCACACCCAUCAAAGUGAAGAAGUGCCAGGGCAAUUAUUACGUCUAUAAGUUAACCAAACCGACGACAUGUCACCUGGCCUACUGUGCAGAUAUCAACACCAUUGUGUGUGGAAAGUGCAGGAAAAGCGAGACCUGUGUAAGUCGAGACAAUAUAAACUGGAGGUGUAAGAAGAAGCCAAGACCCCUGAAGAGAAAAGUCCACUUCUUUGCCUCCUAUCCCGGGCCCAUCUCAGGCAAGGUGAACCGCAUCAAGUACAGGACUGUCCUUGUGAACGUUGGGCGAGCCUUCAACCGGAGGACCGGGGUGUUCCAGGCUCCUGUCAAAGGAGUCUACCAGUUCUUCUUCUCCACACAGAGUGGGAAACAUGGUGUCAAGACAGACCUAUGGUUGGUGAUCAAUGGUUACUGGGUGGCUGUCUCUCACACCAAAAUCAGUAGUCCGUCCACUGUGGGUAAUCUGUCCACUUAUAUGACCUUUCUGCGCAGAGGGUCCCUGGUGUAUGUGACCCAAGACUGUGGUAGCUCUUGGGCCACUGAUUCAUCCAAUACCAUCACAUUUGGUGGGUCACUGCUUGUUCAGUCGAAGAGGUAGACUAAAGCCAAUAUGUGUCUGUUUGCAUUUAGUAUAUGAUUCUUAUUUACAGAUUUAAUGGUGUUUCUGUCAAAACAGCGUUGCAGUUAAACACUUCUUCUAACAUUGAAUUAUUUAUUUUGGUCAUUUAGCAUAGUCUACACUCUUGUCCAG